CCGGUGGCCGUUAGGGGGCGGGGCGGGGCGGGGCGCGCGCUUCCUGGCGGUGGCCGCGGCGGAAGCAGCAGCGGCGACGGCUGGGCCGGGCUGGGCUCCUGCGUGCCGAGGCGUCCCGCCGCCCCCAGGGUCCCUCGGCUGGCGGCAGAAUGUCGGUGGCGGGGCUGAAGAAGCAGUUCUACAAGGCUAGCCAGCUGGUCAGUGAGAAGGUUGGAGGGGCUGAAGGGACCAAGCUUGACGAUGACUUCAAGGAAAUGGAAAAGAAAGUGGACCUGACCAGCAAGGCAGUUACAGAAGUAUUGACCAGAACAAUAGAGUACCUCCAGCCGAACCCAGCUUCCAGAGCCAAGCUAACCAUGCUCAACACAAUGUCAAAGAUCCGCGGGCAGGUGAAGAACCCCGGCUACCCGCAGUCGGAAGGGCUGCUGGGGGAGAGCAUGAUCCGAUACGGCAAGGAGCUGGGCGAGGACUCCAAUUUCGGCGAUGCGCUUCUUGAUGCUGGCGAGUCUAUGAAGCGGUUGGCUGAAGUGAAGGACUCUCUGGAUAUUGAAGUCAAACAAAACUUUAUUGAUCCCCUCCAGAACCUGUGUGACAAAGACCUGAAAGAGAUCCAGCACCAUCUCAAGAAGCUGGAAGGCAGACGCUUGGACUUUGACUACAAGAAGAAGCGACAGGGCAAAAUCCCCGAUGAGGAACUUCGACAGGCCAUGGAGAAAUUUGAAGAGUCCAAGGAAGUAGCGGAGACCAGUAUGCACAACCUCCUAGAAACCGAUAUCGAGCAGGUGAGCCAGCUCUCAGCCUUGGUGGACGCCCAGCUGGACUACCACAGGCAGGCAGUGCAGAUCCUGGACGAGCUUGCUGAAAAACUCAAACGCAGAAUGAGGGAGGCCUCCUCGCGUCCCAGGCGGGAAUACAAGCCCAAACCCAGGGAGACAUACGACUUUGGAGAGACCGACCAGUCUAACGGGGGCUUCUCUUGCAAUCCUACCCCCAAAGUCUCAGCUUCCUCCUCUUUCCGAUCCGACAAGCCGUCCCGGGCCUCCGUCAGGAGUAUCCCCCCCCUGGACCAGCCCUGCUGCAAGGCUCUCUACGACUUUGAACCCGAAAACGAUGGCGAGUUGGGCUUCAAGGAAGGCGAUAUCAUCACCCUGACCAACCAGAUUGACGAAAACUGGUACGAGGGCAUGAUCAACGGCCAGUCGGGCUUCUUCCCCCUCAACUACGUGGAAGUGCUGGUUCCGCUACCUCAGUGAAACGGCAUCACUCCCGUCCCCCAUCCGCUCAUGCGGGGCCGAGCUCCAUUCCACCUCCCUCCUGACACUGGCCCUGUCCGGCGGCGGGGCCGCGUUCUCUCUGUGUCACCUCGGGGCGAGAUUGCCACCAGGGAACAAGCCAGAAGGGUCAAACGACCCCCCCACCCCUUGUGAAUUUGGUUAUUUUAAUUUUUUUUUUUUUUUUUGUGUGUGUCCUUCUGGUGCUUGAACUUCGGUACUUUGCGCACCCUGCCAGGUCCCCCCGACCCCCAGGCUGUACGAUGGCCACAGGCCUCUCCCUGUCCAGUUUUUCUUUCUUUCGGGUCAAGCAGCUGGAUGAGCCAGGUUGGGAGAGCCAGGAUGCAUCCUUUGCCCUGACCAUCACCCUGGGGAGACGCGUGGCCCAGUGACAGGGGGGCAAAGCAGCCCUUUACCCCCCACCCCCUUAAACACUACCCCUCUCCCUGACGAUGCCCAGCCUUCCAUCCAGGACCCUGGCUCUCCCAGGGGGCUCAGGGGAGGGAUGCCAUGGCGCAGCAACACUACGACACCCAUCAAACACUAAACCAGCCCUGCGGCGCGGGUGCUGAGCUCUGCCUGCGGCUCUGUGCUGCUCGCCCCACACACACCCUGGAGGGACAAAGCAGGGAUGUCCCUCUGCCCCCUCCUCCCAGAGCUUGGCUCCAAAGCGGGGUGGUUUCUCCCUUCUGCCCUAUUUUAAGCCAAGUUGCUUCUGGACCUUUGGGAUUUUCCUACUCCAGACUUGACUGAGUGUGUCAGAGAUGGGGGAUAAUUUUGGGGAGGGGGUGGGAACUGGGCCACAGCCUGGGUUCUACCCACCACGGGGCAGAGCGGGUGGUGGCUCCUCUCCCUGGGGAGCCAUCGGCACCCAGUGCUGCAGGACCGGGGCUUGCUGGAGCUUGGCUGAUCCUCAUGUGCCUUCCCUGUACCCCCCACCUCUGCCCCGCAGCCCCCUCCUUGGCCGGGGGGGGAGCAAUGAGCCCCUCUGCCAUGGGUUUGGUGGGAAAAGGUAUCACACAUCUCAGCGCUGCCUCUGCCACCCCUUAGCCCUAAGCAUCCCGGCGUGUUCCUUCUUACGGGGGGCAGGAUGGGGCCCGGCAGUGCUCCCCCCAUCUCUCACUCAACUCCGUGGAUUUCCUUGCUAGAAAAAUGGUCUUUUUCUCCCUCCUUUGUGGGUCUUUGCCGGGCUCUAGCCCCUCUCCUCCUUGGUUAGCACUGUCCCCCUGCCCAGGCCAGGGGCCAAGCCGCAGCUCCACACUGGGCCCAUGCCGCAGCACGUCUCUGUCCCUGCUCUUCCCGGCACGUUACAGUUACCCAUCCCCUUUUUAACGAUUUUAACAGUGCAUGUCAAUGUACAUCCCGUCCCCUGCUGCGCUGUGCUCCAGGCGGGCUGAGCGGUGGCCCCGCUCCCAGCCGCAGGGGACACGGGGCAGCUCCCCCUCGCUCCCAGCAGCACAGGGAGCCCCAGGGACCACUGUCCUCGGGGACCUCGUGUCCGUCCCCUCCCCGGUGGGGACUGCGGUCACAGCCCAGGAGCGCUGGCUCCUGCUCAGGUGGAUUGAAAUGCGUUUUGUCAGUUGGGACAACUUGCUAGACUUUUUUUUUUUUGGUAAUGGUUUCUCCUGGUUUUUAGGAGGAAAAAAAAAAAGACCCAAAAAUCUUGACUUGUAUCUCUGAAUAAAAGUAUUAAAUGUUU
Messenger RNA from Chroicocephalus ridibundus (black-headed gull), 2970 nucleotides. It is a transcript of the gene SH3GL1, whose product is annotated as SH3 domain containing GRB2 like 1, endophilin A2. Gene Ontology annotation, cellular component: glutamatergic synapse; presynapse; cytoplasm. Gene Ontology annotation, biological process: synaptic vesicle uncoating. Gene Ontology annotation, molecular function: protein binding. The coding region runs from base 150 to 1253 and encodes 367 amino acids. Lineage: Eukaryota; Metazoa; Chordata; Aves; Charadriiformes; Laridae. The record is from RefSeq and is a predicted model, not a curated record. The transcript is spliced from 10 exons.